Molecule: messenger RNA, 715 nt
Organism: Anopheles gambiae (African malaria mosquito)
Lineage: Eukaryota; Metazoa; Arthropoda; Insecta; Diptera; Culicidae
Gene: Cib2
Product: calcium and integrin-binding family member 2
Exons: 2
Coding region: 47-616 (189 amino acids)
Molecular function (GO): calcium ion binding
Source: RefSeq, a predicted model, not a curated record
UAGUCGUUGUUGCGCUUUCGGACGGUGUACACACUACGGCCAAACAAUGGGUAACAAAGUGGUCACCUUCACCGACCAGCAGCUGGAGGACUAUCAGGACUGUACGUUCUUCACGCGCAAGGAGAUACUGCGCGUGCAUCAGCGGUUCCACGAGGCCAGCCCGGACCUGGUACCGGUCAUUAUGACCGAGGGACAGGCGUCCACCAUACAGGUGCCGCGGGAACGCAUCGAACGGUUGCCCGAGCUGGUGGAGAACCCGUUCAAGGGCCGCAUGUGUGAAGCGUUUUCGCGCGACGGCGACGGUAACCUGACGUUCGAGGACUUUCUCGACCUGCUGUCCGUGUUUAGUGAGCAGGCGCCGCGUGACAUUAAGGUGUACUACGCGUUCAAAAUUUACGAUUACGAUCGUGACGGGUUUAUAGGGCAGUCGGAUCUGCUGAACGUGAUCACUGCGCUCACGCGCAACGAGCUAUCGCUGGAGGAGCACCAGCAGAUAGCGGAAAAGGUUAUCGAGGAGGCGGACGUGGAUGGGGACGGGAAGCUGUCCUAUCUGGAGUUCGAGCACGUGAUAACGCGAGCGCCCGACUUUAUAUCGACGUUUCAUAUUCGUAUCUAGAGUAUUUUAGGUGUGUUAAUUGUUUUAUCAUAUAUGAAAGAAUUUAUUACAGUUUUGCCGCUUUGAAGAGUAUUUUAAUAUAAAUAAAAAAGUGUGGCC